This is a messenger RNA of Phlebotomus argentipes, 1192 nucleotides long. It is a transcript of the gene Rae1, whose product is annotated as protein Rae1. Lineage: Eukaryota; Metazoa; Arthropoda; Insecta; Diptera; Psychodidae. Gene Ontology annotation, biological process: RNA export from nucleus; transcription-dependent tethering of RNA polymerase II gene DNA at nuclear periphery. Bases 110 to 1192 code for a protein of 360 amino acids. Gene Ontology annotation, molecular function: RNA binding; ubiquitin binding. Gene Ontology annotation, cellular component: nuclear pore. The transcript has a single exon. The record is from RefSeq and is a predicted model, not a curated record.
AUUCAGUGUGAAGUUUGCUGCAAACGCAGAGAGUUGUCAAAGCAACGGCGUCUCGCGGACGUAGUUUUCGCUGUUUUCCUCUGAAUACGCGGAAAAUUCCUGAGCAAAUAUGUUCACGGCAUCUUCGCUGAACGUGACCAACUCGUUUGGUGGUGGCGCACAGACGACAAACACAAACCCAAUGAAGGAUUUCGAGGUGACGUCGCCCCCGGAAGACACGGUGUCUUGCAUGGAGUUCAGUCCGGCGAGCGUGGCGCAGAACUUCCUGAUCGCCGGCAGCUGGGACAGCUGUGUGCGGUGCUGGGAGGUGGAGAUGACUGGCAAGACGGUACCGAAGCAGAUGAAGACCAUGGGUGGGCCUGUGCUGGACGUGUGCUGGUCCGAUGACGGCGGGAAGGUGUUCAUUGCGUCGUGCGACAAGCAGGUGAAGUGCUGGGAUUUGGCGUCUGACCAGGUGGUUCAGGUGGCAGCGCAUGAUGCGCCGGUGAAGACGUGUCACUGGGUGAAGGGAUCAAACUACACCUGCCUGAUGACGGGCUCCUGGGACAAGACGCUCAAGUUCUGGGACACGCGCUCGCCAAGUCCCAUGAUGGCCAUCAACAUCCCGGAGCGCUGCUACUGCGCCGAUGUGGACUAUCCCAUGGCGGUGGUGGGCACAGCGGGACGUGGUCUGAUCAUUUACUCGCUGGAGAACAAGCCGACGGAGUACAAGAGGCUGGACAGUCCGCUCAAGUAUCAGCACAGGGCCGUGAGCAUCUUCCGGGACAAGAAGAAGACGCCCGUGGGUUAUGCCCUGGGCUCCAUUGAGGGACGCGUGGCCAUUCAGUAUGUGAAUCCGACCAACUCCAAGGACAACUUCACAUUCAAGUGCCACCGCUCCAACGGAAAUUCCGGCUAUCAGGACAUCUACGCCGUGAACGACAUCGCCUUUCAUCCUGUGCACGGCACUCUCGCCACCGUGGGCAGCGACGGCACCUUCAGCUUCUGGGACAAGGAUGCCAGGACGAAGCUCAAGUCGUCAGAGACCAUGGAGCAGUCCAUCACCAAGUGCUGCUUCAACUCCAACGGGCAGAUCUUCGCGUACGCCAUCGGGUACGACUGGUCAAAGGGGCACGAGCACAAUCUCAACCACAAGACCUACAUCUUCCUCCGACCCUGCUACGACGAGCUGAAACCGCGCGCCAGCUCCUAG